AUGGAAUCGGUAAUUGAACCAGUGAAUGGUGGUGGUAAAGGAGGAGCCCAGGAACUAAAGGGUGGUGGGGGCUGGUCGCAGGGACUAAAGGGUGGUGGGGGCUGGUCGCAGGGACUAAAGGGUGGUGGGGGCUGGUCGCAGGAACUAAAGGGUGGUGGGGGCUGGUCGCAGGGACUAAAGGGUGGUGGGGGCUGGUCGCAGGGACUAAAGGGUGGUGGGGGCUGGUCGCAGGGACUAAAGGGUGGUGGGGGCUGGUCGCAGGGACUAAAGGGUGGUGGGGGCUGGUCGCAAGGACUAAAGGGUGGUGGGGGCUGGUCGCAGGGACUAAAGGGUGGUGGGGGCUGGUCGCAGGGACUAAAGGGUGGUGGGGGCUGGUCGCAGGGACUAAAGGGUGGUGGGGGCUGGUCGCAGGGACUAAAGGGUGGUGGGGGCUGGUCGCAGGGACUAAAGGGUGAUGGAGACGGUGUGGGUUGCACACAGGAGCUAAAAGGUGGUAGAAGUUGGGCACAGGAACUAAAGGGUGAUGGGGGCUGGACACAGGAACUAAAGGGUGAUGUGGGCUGGACACAGGAACUAAAGGGUGAUGGGGGCUGGACACAGGAACUAAAGGGUGAUGUGGGCUGGACACAGGAACUAAAGGGUGAUGGGGGCUGGACACAGGAACUAAAGGGUGAUGGGGGCUGGACACAGGAACUAAAUGGUGAUGGGGGCUGGACACAGGAACUAAAAGGUGUUGGAGGUUGGUCGCAGGGACUAAUGGGCGCUGGGGACUGGUCGCAGGGACUAAAGGGCGGUGGGGGCGGGUCGCAGGGACUAAUGUGUAGUGGAGGCGGUGGGGGUUGGUCACUUCCGUUGUGA
Messenger RNA from Oncorhynchus gorbuscha (pink salmon), 858 nucleotides. RefSeq names its product protein RNA-directed DNA methylation 3-like. Bases 1 to 858 code for a protein of 285 amino acids. Lineage: Eukaryota; Metazoa; Chordata; Actinopteri; Salmoniformes; Salmonidae. The transcript is spliced from 2 exons. The record is from RefSeq and is a predicted model, not a curated record.